Messenger RNA from Juglans regia (Persian walnut), 2988 nucleotides. RefSeq names its product receptor protein kinase TMK1-like. Lineage: Eukaryota; Viridiplantae; Streptophyta; Magnoliopsida; Fagales; Juglandaceae. The record is from RefSeq and is a predicted model, not a curated record. The coding region runs from base 191 to 2950 and encodes 919 amino acids. The transcript has 2 exons. Gene Ontology annotation, biological process: protein phosphorylation. Gene Ontology annotation, molecular function: ATP binding; protein binding; protein kinase activity.
UCUGUCUUCGCCGAAUCCUCUUCCAAUUCCGAUUCCAAUUCAUCUCUCUAUCACGCUUUUGAAUACGCUUUUAUUAUUCUUGUCAUCCUUCCCUUAAUUACUCCGAUGACGCCUUCGCUUUCCGGCUAUGCCUGCAUGAAUCCUACCUAGAUACCCCCACCGACCACUCCCCAUUUUCCCGAGGAAAAAAAUGGAAGCCGAACAUCCAUGUCCCUUUUCCACCCUUUUCAUUCCUCUUUUUCUCUGCCUUCUCCUCUCCUUUUCUCUUCCCGUUCACUCUGACGACGCGGCUGUGAUGGAACUUCUCAAACAGGGCAUCAUCAACUCCGACUCUCUCGGUUGGUCCGGGCCGGACCCGUGUACGUGGAAGAACGUUAAGUGCGACAGAUCUAAACAAGUCCAGGUGAUCCAAAUCAAGGGAAUGAACCUCCAGGGCACGCUCCCCAAGGAGCUCAGAGACCUUCCCGCCUUGACCCAGCUCGAGGUCCAGCAAAACCAGUUCACCGGCCCGUUCCCAAGCUUUGCUGGCCAUGGCUCCAUUCUGAUAAUCAUAGCCCACAACAACCGCUUCACUUCCUUCCCCGCCGAUUUCUUCACCGGCAUGACGACGUUGCAAUCUUUAACCAUCGGCGACAACCCCUUCUCGCCGUGGACAAUCCCUGAAAGCAUUGUAUCAGCGACCUCGCUCAAGACUUUCUCAGCCAGCAGCGCCAAUCUCACUGGUAAAAUUCCUGAAGUUUUCGGUACUAUGGUAAGUUUGGGGGAGUUGAAAUUAGCUAUGAAUAAACUCGAAGGUGAACUGCCUCAGACCUUUGCGCGUUCCAGCAUUCAGACCCUUUGGUUGAAUGGGCAGCAGGGUAACAAUAAGCUUAAUGGUACAAUUGUUGUAUUGGCCGAUAUGGCAUCCUUGACUUCGGUUUGGUUACAUGGGAACCAGUUUACGGGUCCGAUACCGGACUUCUCCAUGGUAAAAAAGUUGCAGGAUGUUAGUUUUAGGGAUAACCAACUAACUGGUAUUGUACCGGCGUCUUUUGUAAAUCUUCCAAACCUGAGAACUGUAAGUUUGACGAAUAAUUUGCUUCAAGGGCCUCGGCCUACGUUUGGUGUGAAUGUGGAUUUGGAUAUGAAGCCAGGCAGCAAUAGAUUUUGCACGGAAAAUUCCGGCGGUACUUGUGAUGGGCGUGUUAAUGAUUUGCUAUCGGUUGUGGAAGCGUUCGGUUAUCCGAAAACUUUGGCGGAGGAUUGGAGAGGAAAUGAUCCUUGUAAUAAAUGGAAAGGGAUUACAUGCACCGGCGAGGUUGCCAUUGAGUAUGUUGACUUUCAGAAUAUGGGUUUGUCGGGAACGAUUUCUCCCAAGUUUUCUCUUUUUACGUCGAUGCUAAGAUUGGUUCUCUCUGAUAAUAAUCUGACCGGUACCAUCCCCUCUGAGCUUACGAAAUUGCCUAAUCUUGAGUUACUGGAUGUUUCAAACAAUAAUCUGCAUGGUAAAAUACCAUCUUUUAUAAAUGUGCUUGUGAUUACGAAUGGGAACCCUGAUAUCGGAAAGGAAAGUGGUGAGCCUUCGCCACCUGGCUCUGUUGAUGGAAGCAAGGUUGGAAAGAUUGUGGGUGCCGUGGUCGGCUCUGUUGGCGUAUUGCUAUUAGUUGUAGCUGUGGGUUUCUGCCUUUUAAGGCUAAAACAAAAGGGUUCAGGAAAACUACGAAGUCCACAUACGGUGGUAAUACAUCCGCGACAUUCUGGGGACCAGGAUGCUGUGAAGAUUACAGUUGCAGGAGGCAAUGUUAAUUGCGGUGCAAAUGAUGCUUUCAGUCCCAGAAGAAAUGGACCUGUUCCUGGUGACAUUCACUUUGUAGAGGCCGGUAGUAUGGUAAUUUCCAUUCAAGUUUUGAAGAAUGUGACUAACAAUUUCAGCGGGGCAAAUAUAUUGGGUUGGGGGGGUUUUGGAACCGUUUACAAAGGGGAAUUGCACGACGGGACGAAGAUCGCAGUGAAGAGAAUGGAAUCGGGGGCUGUGGGUGAAAAGGGACAGACCGAGUUUAUGUCUGAGAUUUCUGUUCUUACAAAGGUUCGGCACCGACAUUUAGUUGCUCUUCUUGGGUAUUGCUUAGAUGGAAAGGAGAGACUUCUUGUCUACGAAUACAUGCCUCAGGGAACUCUUAGUAAGCGUCUAUUUAACUGGAGAGAGGCAAGGUUGAAACCGCUUGAGUGGACAAGAAGGCUGACCAUUGCCUUGGAUGUUGCCAGGGGCGUUGAAUAUCUACAUGGUUUAGCCCAUCAAAGCUUUAUUCACAGGGAUCUCAAACCGUCCAACAUUCUUCUCGGAGAUGAUAUGCGGGCAAAAGUGUCGGACUUUGGACUGGUUCGACUUGCUCCGGAAGGAAAUUUCUCUGUCGAAACUAGACUGGCUGGAACUUUUGGGUAUCUCGCACCAGAGUAUGCAGAAACGGGAAGGGUGACUACCAAGGUGGAUGUAUAUAGCUUUGGAGUGAUUCUAAUGGAGCUGAUCACCGGUAGAAAAGCACUUGACGAUUCACAGCCUGAGGAAUGCUUGCACCUUGUCACGUGGUUCCGAAGAAUGCACCUUAUCAAGGGUACAUUUCAGAAGGCGAUCGACCCAACAAUUGAACUUGACGAGGAAGCUGUUGCCAGUAUUAGUACUGUUGCGGAGUUGGCUGGUCACUGCACUGCGAGGGAGCCCUACCAGAGGCCCGACAUGAGUCAUAUAGUGAACGUGCUCUCAUCUCUUGUUGAGCUCUGGAAACCAGCAGAACCAGAUGCUGAGGAUAUGUAUGGUAUUGACCUUGAUUUGCCAUUGCCGCAAGCACUGAAGAAGUGGCAAGCAUUUGAGGGAACUUCACCAUUCCUUCCUAAGGGAGACAGUGCCCAAACAAGUAUUCCAACUCGGCCAUCAGGGUUUGCAAAGUCACUUACAUCGGAAGAUGGACGCUGAAGCUUCAAAAUGAAGUUUGAUUAUUCUUCGUAGAAGAG